Molecule: messenger RNA, 2637 nt
Organism: Daldinia childiae
Lineage: Eukaryota; Fungi; Ascomycota; Sordariomycetes; Xylariales; Hypoxylaceae
Exons: 4
Coding region: 1-2637 (878 amino acids)
Source: RefSeq, a predicted model, not a curated record
AUGGGUAGUACUCCCAAAACCACCUCGUCUGUAGCGGCGAGCCCUGCAAAGGGUAAAGCUGCUGCCGUCGCCGCCACCACUACUACAAUUAAAAAAGCUCCCGCAAAUGGUGUUACCAAGCGACUCGGACGCAAGCCCGCCGCCAAGAAAGGCGCUGGUCGUGGUAAGGGACGAGGUCAGAAGAAAGUUUACAGCGAUACACGCGUUCAAGCUGCUUAUGAACGCCAGAGGGAACUGAGAGACCUCUACUCACAAGUUGCUUUAGCUGUUAGGCCGGCUCUCGAAGAGAUUGCCGAUCAGACUCUCAAGAAGCUGACGGAAUCUAUGGAUGGCCAUAAGGACGUAGAAGAGUACUAUACCGUUCAAGAACAGCUAGACCAACAGCUCCAGCAUGUUAUAGAGACUGCUGACCGAGAACGACACACGCGAGACAUGAUUUCGCAGCGCACUUACGAGCUUGAUCGCACAUUUACCCAGAAGAGAUUUAUGGACUCAUUCGAAUACCAAACCGAAGAACUUUACGAUGGCGCUGAGAACCGCGCCAGCAUUCUAGCAGAGCUCCACCGUGAAGGCCAAGCUGUUGAUACACUUGAUAUGAGUUACCAUUACGUUGACCACGUACCUUACGUCUCAUUUACCGGUCAAUCAGAUGAUGCUGUCACAUCAGGCAAAGGCCGUAAAGGGAAGGCCAGUGGUAAGCGAAAGGCAGACGACCAACUUGAUGGCCAAGCCCAUUCCAAGAAGCCUCGACAUACCGGUGGCCUGCUUGCCUCAGAGCAACAGCCCGAUGGUGUACCAGAAUCUAAUGUCGCAACACCGACGCCACCUGAUGAGCAGGAAUUUGUUGUUUCCGGCAAAAACUUCCCAGACCUUCCCGCCGGUGCUGGCGAUCCCGACGAGUAUGGCGUUCGCGUCGUCAAUAAACGAGCAAAGAGCCCACGCAACAGGUUUAUUGUUCCGCCCUUAUUUCAAUUUGACGAUAAUGAAAUAGGAUUCCGAGAUUCCACCAACGACUCAACCCGGAAGGCCACACGCGCGGUCAGAGGCAUGUUCCUCGACACGCCUAACUCUAAUACCUGGCAUUGGGACCACACAGUCAAGGACUACGACGCCCGAGACUAUAAGGACGAUACCCUAGACCCAGAGGUUGUAAAGAAGCACGGAUUACAUCCAAAAUACGGCAUGUUCCUCCCCAACUCUACUAACGAGUCGGAAUAUGACCAUGAACGUGUCGAUGGAACCCGAUCUGUUGUUGUCGUACCCAACAAGAAUACUACUAUGCAUGCAUCUCGAUCUACUCGACCUAUGAAGAUGGACAUGAUGCUGAAGGAGGAUGGAAUCAAGUGCUCUAUGGCAGGAAUGCUUCAGAAGUUUUGCCAAGAGGAAGACGUCGACCCUGAAGAAAUCAUCACCGAUGAAAUGCGAGAUCGCGAGCGCAGAGUUCGUGAGAGACUAACCAGGUCCUCCGAUGACACCUUUUCUUUGGAGGGAGCAGCCCAUACCAAGCCAGCAGAAACUGAUGGCUCUAUCCACGGAGACAAUGUGUCUCUUCUUCUCCAGGCUGCCGAGAUCUCAGACGCUGACAAACCUACUCAACCGUCUCCUACUACACGGCCAUCUCGCCCUUAUGAUGCGGUGAGAGACGUCUUUACGAGCGCGGAGCCGGCUCCCAGCCGCACAGAACGCUAUUCGGAAGGAGACAUUGCACUUAUGAACGAUUCUUCUAUGAUCGAUCCUCGUCUUCUCGGUCUACCUUCUCAGCCUCCGGUUCUCCCCAACGCAUUCUUGCAGACCGCGUUGAACCCUGCCUCGACUUUCGCGCAUAUUGCACCAGCUCCUACCGCAAUGAUGGAAGCACCGCAGCAGCCUUUGCCCCCUAGGAUCCCAUUCUCAAGCCAGAGCGGCGUGAAGGAGAGUCCGAUUCUACCUCCCCUACGGCCUAAUAGAGCGGAUGGUCUAGGAAAGAGUUUGAAUAUAGCCCCACCUCCUCUGACCCAGCCCUCUCACAGGCAGCAGGAGUUCGAUUCUCCCCGCGGACUAGUUCGCUCGAAUUCGGGGACUUUCUUUGCACCUGCACCGUCACGACCCUUUCACCAGGGUCUUAGUUUUCAACAUGAGUCGACUUUAAUGCCUAUGUCUAUGCAGCAAGGCCCGCCCAUGUCCGGAUCCGGCAUGUUGCUAAACCAACCUCACAUACCUCCUCAUAUGUCUGCUUAUCCUCUUGAAAUGUCUCCCCCUCUACAGAGCCAGCCACACCUAGCCCCUCUAUCGACACAGAUGGAAGUUCCUGUGCCGUCUACAUCACCGACUGGCCCACCUUUGACAUCACCUUCGUCACCCGCUCAUACACCCCGCGGUAGGGGAUCUACAUCAUCGAACGGCAACAACGCUGGAAAAUACCGCAAGAUUGCUGCCGCACCUAUUCCCCACAACCGCCCUUGGCCUUCCAACGGUGGCACCGAGUUGAGACUCGCUCAUUAUGAUCACAAGGAAGCGAUCAAAGACUACCGAGCCAACGAGCCGCCCCCGCGAACCGGGCCCACAACUAUCAGGGGAUGGAAUGUAAACAACGUUUCCAAGAGUCGAAACAAGAAUGUGAAGAAGGAGGACUCCGAGGAGAAGGAAUCUCCAAAGUAG